AUGAUCAGGAAUCAACUCAUACCCUCCCUCCGAGGGCAAGCUAUACGCGGCGAGGAUAAUCGCCCCAGCAGAGAAAACGCUCACACACCAACUGAUAGUGCAGUAAAUCCAGGACUCGUCAAGCCGCCACCCCACGAAAAAGCGUGGUUCGUUUCUAUAGCCGACACGUGGACAUACCACAAUCCCCAUACAGGCGGCCUGCACAGCGGCACUAGCGAGUAUAAACAGGCUGAGAAUCCUCCACCCCUCCUCCCGGAGCCUCUUUCCACCGCUGAGCACAAUGAGGAACGCAACGACGCUCAAUCCCUCAAGAACAACCGCAAACGACAUCCCAAACCCGACGGUCCGCCACAUCGAGCAGAAGUACCGGUCUUCACCUAUACAGUCCUCGCGCGUCGGGAAUGA
Messenger RNA from Aspergillus mulundensis, 405 nucleotides. RefSeq lists its product as uncharacterized. The record is from RefSeq and is a predicted model, not a curated record. The coding region runs from base 1 to 405 and encodes 134 amino acids. The transcript is spliced from 2 exons. Lineage: Eukaryota; Fungi; Ascomycota; Eurotiomycetes; Eurotiales; Aspergillaceae.